UUGGUAAUCACCUGUAGAUACGACGGAGAACACCCGUUGAUGCUCAUCGAAGGAACUCACAACAUAUACAGUACAUAGAUAUAUACAAGACGUGGGAAGUAUAUAAAACAGAAGAAUAACGGUUUGAAUCGUGACUAGCAAAUUGUCUAUGAAAUAUGGAUUCGAGUAACCACAAUGAGGAUGCGGACGGGGUUCCGCGGAAAGCCGAUCACCUUUGUGUCUUGAUCCAUGGAUUCUGGGGUAACCCCUCUCAUAUGGACCACCUCGCAGCGUCACUGCGACAGCGAUACAGUGAGGACCGCCUCCACGUUCUAGUCACAGAGCGAAACGUCGGAAAUCUCACGUACGAUGGGACCGAAGUCGGCGGCGAGCGAGUGGCCCACGAGAUUGAAGAAACGCUGAAUACAUUAGCUGACAAAGGACAUCCUAUCCGAAAACUGAGUAUCGUCGGGUACUCAUUCGGAGGCCUGCUGGCUAGAUAUGCAAUAGGAUUACUCGACGCACGAGGGUGGUUCGACAAGCUAGAGCCAGUCAAUUUCACAACCUUCGCGUCGCCACAUGUUGGUGUGCGAAUUCCCCGAAAGGGCGUCUGGGGCUAUAUCUGGAAUAACGUAGGGCCCCGGCAGGGGUCUAUAUCCGCGCAGCAGUUGUUCUUGGUUGACUCGUUUGGGGACUCGGGGCGACCGCUGCUUAGCAUUUUGGCGGAUCCGGAUAGUAUCUUCGUGCGGGCUCUGACGAAGUUCAAGAAUCGCAGUCUUUAUGGAAAUGUUGCCAAUGAUCGCACUACCAUCUUCUAUACUACCAUGCUUUCGAUGGUGGAUCCCUUUCGUGAUCCGGGCGACACGCAGAUUAACUAUGUUAAGGGGUAUGAGUCUGUUGUGAUUGACCCAGAUAUGUACUUUCUGCCUUCGGCGGAGCUGAAAGAGACUUUGCCAUUGGGAUCGCGUGUAUGGGGGCAAAUAACGAGAUUUUUCACCACGGCCUUGUUCUGGGCCUUGGUUGUUCUUUUCUUAUCCGUCGUCCUUCCUCUUUUCUUCUUGCACUCGAUCUCCCAGUGGUCCCACAGUCGAGAACGAGUCCGGCUACACGAUAAAGGAGAGAGCGCAACGCUCUUCAGACGAUACCGGUUGCCUCACGUCAUGGUAAAGGAAAUGCAAAGCGCCAUAGAAGAAGCCUACGAGGACGUUGGGUUCAGCCAGGACCCCGAAUACGUCUCCACCACAAGCAAAAGCAGUCCAGCAGAUUCAAUCAGGCGACGAAACUCUCCCAGUCUGAAAGCUAAAGAAGCUGCAGAGCACAAACCUGGCUCCUCCAUCACCAUUCAGGAAGCUUACCCUCAAACACCAAAGCAUGACCAGCCAAACAGCGCCCGCGAAGCAACAACAGGUGAUACCAUCAGCAAGAAGAGCCGAGCAUAUCCCACCCUCGCCCUGACGCCAGCCCAGACCACCAUAAUCGAGUCGCUCAACGCCGUGGGAUUCCGCAAAUACCCGGUCUACAUCCACAACCACCGGCAUAGCCAUGCAGCGAUCAUCGUGCGGGCAGCUAAGCCGGGCUUUGACGAAGGCAAAAUAGUCAUCAAGCAUUGGCUCGAUUCUGAAUUUCAGAUCUAAACGGGGACCCAUCGAAAAUGCGGGGUGCGGAAAUAGUCGCAUAACUGCACCCCAUCGAGUCCUCGUAUAGGAAAUAUCGACAGAGUACACGGUUACUAAUAAGCGUUCUGAAUGGAUCCGCCGCCCCGCGCCCACCACGACGCCGGUGCGUGUCCGCUUCUCGGCAUGAGGGGUCAAUGGUUCAUCCCCGACAAUAUCAACCUGCUGUAUACGUUACUAGUAGAGCAUAUCCAUGGUUCACAAUAUCCAAGCAAAAAGCGCAAGGCUGAACUCACUGCAACGAAUACACUCUCCGGUCCAACAGUAGGCAAGACCGGCCCUCCAUUAAGGUCCCGGACUAUUCUCGCGCUCAGACAAAUUCAUACUACUAGUAGAUGACCUCUUCCGCUGAGCUCCCCCUCUUGGAAUCGUGACGUCUGCUUGCAUAUUAUAGACAUGGUGUAGUGCUAUUGAACUUAAUAUUCGGAAUUGCCUGUUCCGUCUCUCCCGAUGUGUGUGUGUGAGGCUUCAAACAUGGCCUCGGCGUUACGGAUACUA
Molecule: messenger RNA, 2150 nt
Organism: Aspergillus pseudotamarii
Lineage: Eukaryota; Fungi; Ascomycota; Eurotiomycetes; Eurotiales; Aspergillaceae
Product: lipase ROG1 family protein
Exons: 2
Coding region: 156-1613 (485 amino acids)
Molecular function (GO): monoacylglycerol lipase activity
Source: RefSeq, a predicted model, not a curated record